GGGACCCAGGAAGGAGAAUCGGUGGCGGCGGCUGCUCGGGGCCGGGGGCGGCGGGAGGGGAAGCGCGAAGCCGCCGCGGCGCCCCUCGCCCACCGGGAGCACAGCGGGGAGGGGAGGUGUGUGUGUGUUGGGGGAGAGACAGCGGAGCGUGGGCGCAGGGCGGUAGCACCCCGCUCCCCGCCGCCGUCCCCGGUCUCCCCCCCCCCCGCCGGCGCCGCCAUGUUCAAGAAGCUGAAGCAGAAGAUCAGCGAGGAGCAGGCGCCGCCGCGGCCCGCGGGGGGGCGCGCGGCCCCCCACCCGCCGCAGAGUCCUUCCAAGUCUUCUCCACCAACUGGCAACAGAAGCAGGACAUCUUCAUUUACAGAUCCGAAUGAUGAAGGCACCUUAACGCCAGACAAAGAGCUGCUAGCCGGGAUGAUAGCAGAACCCGCUUUUCUCUCUGAGUAUACUAUCUUUGCUUUGGAUCCCACCAAACAACCUAAGCCACAGAGUGGCAGUGUGAAUUUACCUAAACAUCCAGUUACCCAAUCUACAGAAAACAAUGGAAGUGAAGCAGCCUCCCCACAGUCGAGCGACACUCAGUCUUUCGCCCAGAGGCUUCAGCUCCGGGUUCCUUCGAUGGAGUCUCUGUUUCGAAGCCCAGUAAAAGAGUCCCUGUUCCGCUCUUCUUCUAAAGAGUCCCUGGUACGAACUUCUUCAAGAGAUUCGUUGAAUCGACUGGACUUGGAUGCAUCUGGUCCAACUUUUGAUCCACCUUCUGACAUUGAAAGCGAAACAGAAGAGUCUCUGGGAAACACGGACAGCCUCAGCAAAGAGCAGCUGUUGCAGCGGCUGCGUAGAAUGGAACGCAGUUUGGGCAACUACAGAGGAAAAUACGCGGAGCUAGUGUCUGCUUAUCAAAUUAUCCAGCGAGAAAAAAAAAAGCUACAGGGCAUUCUGAGUCAAAGCCAGGAUAAAGCACUCCGUAGAAUUGGAGAAUUGAGAGAGGAGCUCCAGAUGGAUCAGCAAGCUAAGAAACAUCUCCAGGAGGAAUUUGAUGCUUCCUUAGAAGAAAAGGAUCAACUUAUUAGUGUCCUGCAAACUCAGGUAUCGUUGCUGAAACAGAGGUUACAGAAUGGCCAAAUAGGUAUUGAAUUACCGGAUCCAAAUAUCCAAUCUGAAUCACAAGUUCAAAGUCCAACAAAAGAAAUCAGUGAAGAAAAUGUUACAGAACCAGGAAGCAAUGAGGGUAAUGAAGAUUCUGUUAAAACACUGGAAACUCUUAAUCAGAGGGUGAAGCGCCAAGAGAACCUGCUGCAGCGGUGUAAAGAGAUGAUCCGGUCACACAAAGAGCGCUCUGCCCAGCUAACCAACGAGAAAGAGGCACUUCAAGAACAGUUAGAAGAGAGACUUCAGGAGCUAGAGAAAAUGAAGGAGCUUCACAUGGCUGAGAAGACUAAAUUGAUUACUCAGCUGCGUGAUGCGAAGAAUUUAAUUGAGCAGCUAGAACAAGAUAAGGGCAUGGUAAUUGCAGAGACAAAGCGACAAAUGCAUGAAACAUUGGAAAUGAAGGAGGAGGAGAUUGCCCAGCUGCGUGCUCGGAUCAAGCAAAUAACUACAAAAGGCGAGGAAUUAAAAGAACAGAAAGAAAAAUCUGAAAAAGCUGCUUUUGAAGAGCUUGAGAAGGCUCUGAGUAUUGCCCAAAAGACAGAGGAAGCCCGGAAAAAAUUGCAGGCGGAAAUGGAUGAAAAAAUCAAAGCAGUAGAAAAGGCAAGUGAGGAAGAGAGGGUAAACCUUCAACAGGAGUUAACCAGAGUGAAACAAGAGGUGGUUGAGAUUAUGAAGAAGUCUUCAGAAGAUCGUGUUGCUGAACUAGAAAAAUUCCAUAAAAAAGAAAUGGCUACCAAAGAUCAGGAGCUAAAUGAGAGAUUACAGGCCCAAGAAAAGGAGUUCCAGGAGCAGAUGAAGGCAGCUCUUGAAAAAAGUCAAAGUGAGUGCUUAAAAACCCUGCAAGAACAAGAGCAACAGGAAGCCCUAGCCUUAGAAGAAUUAGAGCUACAGAAAACAGCAAUACAGUCAGAGUGUGAAAAGAAACUUCAGGAGAUGCAUCAAGAAGUAGAGACUUACAGAACUAGGAUUCUUGAAUUGGAAAGCACUCUUGCAAAGUAUUCACAAGAUGACAAAAAGCGAUCAGAAGAAUUAAGCACCUGGAUGGAGUCUGAAAAAACCCAGCACACUAAGGAAAUCAAUGAUAUGGUUGAAAAACACAAGGAAGAAUUAGAAGCUAUGAAAGAGCAGCAGGAAAAGCUUUGGACAGAAAAACUUCAAAUCCUAAAACAACAACAAGAAACUGAGAUAGAAAAAUUGAGAGAUAAACAAGAACAAGAAAUAGAUGCAAUACUGAAAGAGAAGGAAACAGUUUUCCGUACACAUAUAGAAGAGAUGAAUGAAAAAACAUUAGAAAAACUUGAUGUGAAACAAACAGAGCUAGAAGCACUGUCUUCUGAACUAUCAGAAGCACUAAAAAUACGCAGCGAUUUAGAGCAAGAGCUCUUGGAACUGAAAAGUAAAGUAGGUGAAGCAAAGCAAGAAUUGGAGACAAAGUUGGAAGAACAGAGGAACCAGCACAAGGAAGAAAUUGAAAUAAUGUUAAAAGAGCAUGCAAUUUCUAUUCAAGGAGUUGAGAAGGUACUCAAAGAAGAACUGAACCAACUCAAGCAAUCAUUGGAGGAGAAAGACAGACAUUUGGAGGAAGUAAAAGCACAUGAACAGAAACUAAAUGAAUCUGUGGAAAGAUCUGAAAGUGAACUUGUCCAAAUGUCUGCAAAGCUAGAGGAGCUCUCUCAGUCCCAUCAGAGUACCUCUAGUGAGCAGGCAAAGGCUUAUGAAGAGGAAUUAGCAAAGCUGCAGCAAAAACUGACAAGUUUGGAAGGUGAAAAAUUGCAACUUAAUGAGCAGAUAGUAAGAACUGAAUUUCAGCUGAAUGAAGUUAAGAAUGAAUUAGAAUCAUAUAUCUCUCAGGUACGUGACUUGAAGCAGCAUCUGCAAGAGCAAAGCAAUGAAAAUACGCAAAAAGUAAACUCUCUAACACAACAGUAUGAAUCUCAGUUGAGGGAUCUAGGAAAAGAGGCUGAUCAGAUAAAGAAAAGUCUGUCUGAGAAGGAAGAUGAAAUUGAACACAUGAAAAAGUUACAGAAUGAACAAGUGGAAGAGCUUAAUCAGAACUUGUCAGCCAAAGAGGAGAGAAUUAGUGCUUUACAGGGAGAAUAUGAAAAUAAAUUGAAACAUCAAGAAAACAAGAUGGAGAAAGUUAAGCAGAGAGCAAAAGAGAUGCAGGAAACUUUCAAGAAGAAACUUACUGAGCAGGAAGCUAAACUGAAAAAAGAACUUGAAAACAAGCAGUUGGAGUUCAGUCAGAAAGAGAGCGAGUUCAAUGCUAAAAUGUUGGAAAUGGCACAUGCCAGCUCAGCUGGAAUCAGUGAUGCUGUGUCAAAACUGGAAUCUAAUCAGAAAGAGCAAUUAGAAAGUCUUGCUAAGGCUCAUAGGAGUGAGUUAGAAGAAAUCACCCAGAUUUGGCAAAAGAAACUCAAUCAGCAGGUUGAAGAGCUCCAGGAAAAACAUGAAAUGGAACUACAGGAGAAAGAGCAGGAAGUUGAAGACCUGAAGCAGAAACUUGUCACCCUCAGUGCUGAGAAUGAGGGCUCCAGAACUGAAAUAACCCGACUGAAGGAAGAACAGACGAAGAAGGAUGAGUUCCUGAAUGAAGUGCAAGAACAAUUAAGGCAGUCAUUGGCUAAGGUGGAUGUUUUGUCAAAUAGUGAAAGUGACCUGAAAACACAGCUCAAAAAACUGGAAGGUGAUCUUAAUCAGUCCGAGAAAGACCACUCAGUACUUCAGGAGCAGCUUAACAGUCAGAAAGCAGUAGAGGAAAAAGACAAAGCUAAAAUUACUGAGCUUACAGAUAAGCUGAAAACACUUGAGGAGAAGAUCGAAACUAUGCAGUCUUCUCAGUGUAAAGAUCAUGAAAAUUAUGAGAAAAAAAUAGAGGGGAUUCAGUUGAAAGAAACCGAGUUUAAGAGGUUUUCAGGAGAACUUGUAGCACAAUUAGAUGCUUAUUGGAAGAAUGCUGAAGCUCUAUUACAAACAAAAAGCAAUGAAUUAAUUGAAAAAUGUAAUGAAAAAAUUGGCAGAGUAACAUGCAAAAUUGCAGAUUGUGAGCACCGAACCACAAAAAUUAAAGAAGCAGUAUUAAUUAAAAAGAGUAAGAUUCCCGAACUAGAAGCUCAGCUUAGAGAAGUAACAGAGCAUCAGUCUGCUAUAAGUAGUUCUUUACAAAAGUCAAUGCAACAGCUGCAAGAGAAAGACAAUUUAAUUAUGUCCAUGAGAGUUGACAUUGAAGAACUUGUAACAGAGAAGGAACAAUUGCAAAAAGAAGGAGGGCAUCAGCAGCAAGCAGCAUCAGAAAAAGAAACUUGCAUAACACAACUGAAGAAAGAGUUAUCAGAAAAUAUCAAUGCUGUCACCUCAAUGAAAGAGGAACUCCAGGAAAAAGAAUCUGAAAUUUCUUCUCUCAACAAAAUGGUUAAUGAUCUUAAUGUUAGACUUGAAAACAUGGUAAGUUUAACUGAGAAAGAAGCAGCUAUGUCUCUGUUACGUGAACAACAUCAAGAGGAUCAAUUACAGUUGUUAAAUCAGGUACAGGAGUUAUCGUCCAGAGUUGAGACACUGAGUCAAGAAAAAGCAUUGGCUCUCGAGCAGGCAGACCACUGGAUGACCAAGCUAUCAGAGUGGAAGAAGAAGGCACAAACAAGGUUUACACAAAAUCAUGAUACCAUUAAAGAUUUGCAGAGCAAACUUGAACUAAACAGUAGCCAAGCCAGUAAAAAAGAUGAUGAGCUGAAUAAGCUGAAAGAGGAGCUGGCUAAACAAAGCAAGAAUCUAGAUAGUUUGAAAAGUAUAUUGGAACAAAAGCAGAACCAGAGGGAAAAGCAAGAGAGUGAGUUGACUGCAGAGUUAAAAAUCCAAGCAGCAAGAAUUGCUGAACUGGAAGAACACAUUACUCAGAAAACUUCAGAAAACAGUUCCUUGAUGGAGGAACUUAAAAAGCAUAAUGAACAAAAAGUCACAGAACAGAAGGAGAUAGCCUGGCAACUUCAGGAGGCAGAGAAGGUGGCUUUUGAAAAGGACAAUAGGUUUAAGGAGGCUGAGGAAAAAGUGCUUAAUCUUGAGAAGAAAAUAGGUUCAUUGGAGGCUGAAUUUGAAGCAAAGGAAAGGGAAUUUGAACAAACUAAAUCAGCAAUACUUAAAAGCAGAGAGGAAGAACUGAAAAGUCUAGAAGAGAGACUGAAUGCAGAGAACAGCACAAAGUUAGCAGAUCUGAAAAAGAAGGCAGAGCAAAAAAUUGGUUCUAUUAAAAAGCAAUUGAUGUCUCAAAUGGAAGAAAAGGAACAGCAACUUAAGCAAGAUAGAGAAAAUCAGUUAAGAGACUUGGAACAAAAAGUGCAGGAAAGAGAAGCCAAAAUUGAGUCCUUGGAAGAAAAAAUCAAGUCAACAAGAGAUUCUGCAGAAUUAGAGGAGGAAAUCCAGCAAAAAGUAGAGAGUGUAAAAGCUGCUCUAGAGCAAGAAAAGAAUAAAAUGCUUGAGAGUGUCCAACAGACAUAUGAAGAGAAAAUACGUGUGUUAGAGAAGGACUUACUGGAAAAAAAUGAAUUGUUGCAGAAGUAUGAAAAGGAACAAAGAGAGAGUAAUGACUGUCAUCUAGAACUGCAAAACAAACAGGAAGAGCUCUUCAAAAAAUUGGAAUGUGUUGAGAAGAGACUUCAAGAGGAACAAUGUGUGACUGAAAGCCUCAGAAAAGAACUUGAGGAGCAAACUAAAAAAUAUUUGGUGUUAAGGGACGAGCAUGGUCGUUGUGAUGGUGAGUUAGCAAGCAAUAAGGAAGAAUUAAAAGCUAAAGAACAAAAACAUCUAGAUAUGGAGAAUAUUCUUGGAGAUAUCCAGAAAAGAUUACAGGAAAAGGAGACAGUCAACCAAUCUUUAGAAGAGAAGAUAAGAGAGUUGGAAAAUAACCUAGUGAAGGAAAAGGAAGUGCACAAGACUGAGAUGGAAGAUACAAGUUUGAGCUAUGAAGAAAAACUAAAAAGUUUACAACAACAGUUGGAUGAAAAAAAUGACUGCCUGAAAGCUUUUGAAGAAGGUGUUGAAGAAAAGACUAAAUCCCACGUGGAGCUGCAGAGGUUACUGGGUGAUAUGCAGACCCAGCAGAAGGACUUGCAAGCUAAACUGGAAGAGACUGAAAGGGAGAAACAGAAACUGCGCAAAGAUGUGAAUAAUCUUCAAAAAGACUUACGUACUCUGCGAAAAGAGCAUCAGCAGGAACUUGACAUAGUUAAGAAGGAGUCCUUAGAAGAAAUGGAGGAGAAAAUCAGAUGUGAACAAGAAGACAUUGAAUUAAAGCACAACUCCACCUUAAAGCAGUUAAUGAGAGAGUUCAAUACUCAGCUGGCUCAAAAAGAGAGGGAGUUGGAAACCGCUGUAAAAGAGACAAUCAGUAAAGCCCAGGAAGUAGAAACUGAAUUGAUAGAAAACCACCACAUAGAGACAACACAGUUGCAUAAAAAAAUUGCAGAAAAAGAUGAUGAUCUAAAAAGAACUGUGAAAAAAUAUGAAGAAAUUCUCGAGGCUCGUGAAGAGGAAAUGACAGCAAAAGUUCAUGAGUUGCAGGCACAGUUAGAAGAAUUGCAAAAGGAGUACAAACAAAGGAUGGAAGAAGUGGAGCAUCAAAACAGUGAAGUAACUAUAGCAGGACUUCAGGCACAGCUUGCACAGAAGACAACACUCGUCAAUGAUUCAAAGUUGAAAGAGCAGGAGUUGAGAGAGCAGAUUCAUGUACUGGAAGACCGACUGAAAAAUUAUGAGAAGAACACGUAUGUCACAGCAGUUGGAACACCGUACAGAGAUGGAAACCUUUGCCAUACUGAUGUUUCCCUCUUCGGAGAGCCUACUGAGUUUGAAUACUUGAGGAAAGUGCUGUUUGAAUAUAUGAUGGGUCGUGAGACAAAGACAAUGGCCAAGGUUAUAACGACAGUACUGAAAUUCCCAGCUGAUCAAACUCAGAAGAUACUAGAACGAGAAGAUGCUCGACCAUUGUUUGCCUCACCUCGCAGUGGUAUCUUCUGAAUAUGCCAUGAGGCUGUGCUUAGUUAGCAUGUGGUCAUGGCUACGACCAUCUUGAAGAAAUAGUGAUGAUAAUGUCUUAUGACAGAGCUGCUUAGAAAUAUGUCCGUAUCUCUGUUGUUGUUCCUUGAGAAUGGGCAAGAAGAAAAGCUGCUAUUUGAAGUCACAAAUGGAGCAGCAAGAACCAAAACUCAGCACCACCUUUGGACCAUGAAUAUAGUUAAAAUUUGCCUUGACAAGAAAUGCUAAUCAGGGGUUAUCUGGUGAUGAGCCUUUUUUCUCUUCUAUUGAAUAUUGUCUUCUAUUUUGUUUUAAAGGUUAUUUUUUUAAAGGAGAGAAAAAACUUCAUCCUAGGAAGGAAUUUCCCACUACUGUGUCUCUAUACAGGUUUCACUGGGUGUUUUUUAAGAGUUGAACUAAAUGGUUUGUCUCUUCUAUUUAUUUUUUUAUUUUUGAAUGAAUUGUGCAAUACAUUUUGGAUGGGUAGCAGUUGGGGUGAAUUUCCUGAUGAACUAGGCACUCUUGUUUAACUACUCCUCCCGAUUUGAUCUUCUAAUUGUUUGCUAAAGGUCACUUCUAUAUGCUUUUGCCUACAAUAAAUCCAAAUUGCAGUACCUCAUUUUGUUUACUCUUAGCUUUUGUACUUAUAUUUUCUGGAGAAAAAAAUACAUUACUGUAAAUUGUAAAUAGUUAAUACAUAACUGUAUCAUAUGCUGAUCUGUGACUGUUGACAGCACUAAUCUGACAGAGACUGAGAUAAAAUAAAGUUUAUUUACUGUAUAAUUUUGGAA
Messenger RNA from Rhea pennata, 7946 nucleotides. RefSeq names its product golgin A4 (gene GOLGA4). Gene Ontology annotation, cellular component: Golgi apparatus. The transcript has 26 exons. Gene Ontology annotation, molecular function: small GTPase binding. The coding region runs from base 220 to 7158 and encodes 2312 amino acids. Gene Ontology annotation, biological process: Golgi vesicle transport. NCBI's taxonomy places the organism in Eukaryota, Metazoa, Chordata, Aves, Rheiformes, Rheidae. The record is from RefSeq and is a predicted model, not a curated record.